Messenger RNA from Aedes albopictus (Asian tiger mosquito), 1468 nucleotides. RefSeq names its product large ribosomal subunit protein uL3 (gene RpL3). The record is from RefSeq and is a predicted model, not a curated record. Lineage: Eukaryota; Metazoa; Arthropoda; Insecta; Diptera; Culicidae. Gene Ontology annotation, biological process: translation. Gene Ontology annotation, molecular function: structural constituent of ribosome; RNA binding. The transcript is spliced from 6 exons. Bases 153 to 1400 code for a protein of 415 amino acids. Gene Ontology annotation, cellular component: ribosome; cytosolic large ribosomal subunit.
CCUCAAAUGUUCCCAUCUUUUUGAACUACCGAGCAUUUUUUCGUGUAUUCGCUUUGCUCCCUCGGCCUCGACACGACGACAAGACGUGACUUUUCAACAACCUUCUUUUCCGUAUCUGUACUUCGUGGAAGUCGGACGUAAACGUUGACAAGAUGUCGCAUCGUAAAUUCUCCGCCCCUCGCCAUGGUUCGAUGGCUUUUGCCCCGAGGAAGCGUGCUUCCCGCCACCAGGGCAGAAUAAAGGCAUUCCCCAAGGAUGACCCCUCCAAGCCGGUCCAUCUGACCGCUUUCCUGGCCUACAAGGCUGGUAUGACCCACAUCGUGCGUGAAGCCGACCGUCCGGGAUCAAAGAUCAACAAGAAGGAAGUCGUGGAAGCCGUUACCAUCUUGGAAACGCCUCCAAUUGUGGUCGUUGGAGCUGUCGGCUACAUCGAGACCCCAUUCGGACCGCGUGCCCUGUGCAACGUCUGGGCUCAGCAUCUGUCGGAAGAAUGCCGUCGUCGUUUCUACAAGAACUGGCACGCGAGCAAGAAGAAGGCUUUCACCAAGGCCUCCAAGAAGUGGACCGAUGAUCUGGGCAAGAAGUCCAUCGAGGACAACUUCAAGAAAAUGAUCCGCUACUGCAAGUUCAUCCGUGUCAUUGCUCACUCUCAGAUUCGUCUGAUCAAGCAAGGCCAGAAGAAGGCCCACAUCAUUGAGAUCCAGCUGAACGGUGGAACCAUCGAAGAUAAGGUCAACUGGGUCAAGGAGCAUCUGGAAAAGCCAGUCCCGGUUGCCGAUGUGUUCCGUCAGGACGAAAUGAUCGAUUGCGUUGCUGUGACCAAGGGUAAGGGAUUCAAGGGUGUCACCAGCCGUUGGCACACCAAGAAGUUGCCCCGCAAGACGCACAAGGGUCUGCGCAAGGUUGCCUGUAUUGGAGCGUGGCAUCCGUCCCGUGUGGCGUUCACCGUCGCCCGUGCCGGUCAGAAGGGUUACCACCACCGUACGGAAAUCAACAAGAAGAUCUACCGCAUUGGUGCCGGAAUCCACACCAAGGAUGGCAAGGUCGUCAAGAACAGCGCCGCCACCGAGUACGAUCUGACGGACAAGUCGAUCACCCCGAUGGGAGGUUUCCCCUUCUACGGUGAGAUCAACCAGGACUUCCUGAUGAUCAAGGGCUGUUGCAUCGGUGCCAAGCGCCGUAUCAUCACCCUGCGCAAGUCGCUGCUGGUGCACACCAAGCGCGCCUCGCUGGAACAGAUCAACCUCAAGUUCAUCGACACCUCGUCGAAGAUGGGACACGGUCGGUUCCAGACGCCGGCUGACAAGCGCGCCUACUACGGUGUACUCAAGAAGGACCGCAUCCGCGAGGAGAAGGCCCAGGCUGCCGCUGCUGCUGCCGCCGCCAAAUCGUCGGCUUAAGGUUUUUUCGUGUUAAUUCGCUUAGAUGUAUCAUGGUACUGAAAUAAUACAUCCCCUUAAUAUAAUGA